Oncorhynchus nerka (sockeye salmon) is the source of this 757-nucleotide messenger RNA. RefSeq names its product transportin-2-like. The record is from RefSeq and is a predicted model, not a curated record. NCBI's taxonomy places the organism in Eukaryota, Metazoa, Chordata, Actinopteri, Salmoniformes, Salmonidae. Bases 321 to 707 code for a protein of 128 amino acids. Gene Ontology annotation, biological process: protein import into nucleus. The transcript has 4 exons. Gene Ontology annotation, molecular function: nuclear import signal receptor activity; small GTPase binding. Gene Ontology annotation, cellular component: nucleus; cytoplasm.
GUGUGAACAGAUCGGCGAUUGGGCAAAACUAAUCAAGCGUAUGGAACGUUGAGCCAUGUACGGAAGCCGAACAAGGACCUGCUGGUGGAUUUUUGAAUCUGACAUGACAGCUAUUUCUCACACAGAGCCAGAGCUACUUAUCGCAACAGAAAGGGGGUUCGGGAUUAUCUCUUUGCUCUAAAAACAAAGUGAGAGAUCCAAACCCUUUGCUACUAAAUACAUCUGGAUUGCAUCUGCCAUUCUGUAAAUGCUCAUUGCCACGGUACCGGUAGCUACUGCUAACAAAGCAAUUACGGAUCUGACAAAUCGGUGCGACCAGGAUGGAGUGGCAGCCGGAUGAACAGGGUUUGCAGCAGGUACUUCAGCUGCUGAAGGACUCCCAGUCUCCAGACACAGCCACACAGAGAGCUGUGCAGGAAAAACUGGAACAGCUCAACCAGUUCCCAGACUUCAACAACUAUCUCAUCUUCGUCCUUACAAGCCUCAAAUCAGAGGAUGAGCCGACCCGUUCUCUAAGUGGUCUCAUAUUGAAGAACAAUGUGAAGGCCCACUACCAGAACUUUCCUCCUCUGGUCGCUGACUUCAUCAAGAGGGAAUGUCUCAACAACAUCGGAGAUCCCUCACCCCUCAUCAGAGCAACCAUCGGUAAGAGAGAGAGAGUGUGUGUGUGUGUGCUGCAAAGUGAGUCAGGAUGUGUGGGUGGUUGAGCCUUCGCAGGUACUGGUGUCAGUCUGUGGGGGAGUAUGCGUUAAUCAGC